Akanthomyces muscarius is the source of this 723-nucleotide messenger RNA. RefSeq lists its product as uncharacterized. Gene Ontology annotation, molecular function: hydrolase activity, acting on halide bonds, in C-halide compounds. The coding region runs from base 1 to 723 and encodes 240 amino acids. The transcript has a single exon. The record is from RefSeq and is a predicted model, not a curated record. NCBI's taxonomy places the organism in Eukaryota, Fungi, Ascomycota, Sordariomycetes, Hypocreales, Cordycipitaceae.
AUGCCUGUAAAAGCUGUUUUCUUCGACUUCAUGGGCACAUGCCUCGACUGGCACGGCAGCAUCUCCCAGGCCCUGCCCACCACCUUCCCACGCACCUCGGCCUCCUCCUUGGCCCUGCAGUGGCGCCGCGCCUACUUCCUCUCCAACCAGGCGCGCCUCGCCGCCGGCUCCGCCCCCGAGGACAUUGACCUCACCCUCGCGCGCACGCUCGCCGCGCUCGUCGAGCGCGAGUUCCCCGCCCACGCCGCGCUGUUCGCCGACCCCGCCGUCCGCGCGCGCCUCAUCCGCUCGUGGCACACGCAGCGCGCGUGGCCCGACGUCGCCGCCGCGCUGGCGCGCCUCGCCGCCCAGGACGAGCCGAGGCCGGAGCUGUUUGUGCACGGCAACGGCACGACGCGCCUGCAGCUGGACCUGGUGCGCGCGAGCGGCCUCGGCGCGCACUUUGCCAUGCUCUUCUCGAGCGAGCUGCUCGGCGUGUACAAGCCGGACCGGAGGGCGUACGACAAGGCGCUGGAGCUGGUGCGGGUGAGGCCCGAGGAGGUGGUCAUGGUGGCUGCGCAUGCGUUUGAUCUGAGGGGCGCCAAGGCGGUCGGGAUGAAGACGGUGUAUAUACGGCGCUGGACGGACGAUAUUGACGAGGACAUGGAGAAUGUGUCGAGCGAGGUGGAUGUCUUUCUCGAGAACAUGGACACUCUGCCCGAGAUCAUUGCUAAAUUUCAAUAA